AUGGAAGAAUUGAAAUCCAUCUUGUGGUCUGUAGAAGAGCUGAUUUACCUGAGCCCAGAAAAUGAUGCAUUUUACGAAAAAGAAGAGACAGAGAUAACGGCAAAACUGGUCAAUUUGUGUAGGAGCCAUGCGGAAAAAGCGCCAACAAAAACGAGUGGAGUAGACUGUGAAACGGAAGAGUUGACAUCUCAAGUUAGAAACUUGUUCCACUUUUUAAAGUUGAUUAAAGCAGGGAACCAUAAGGAGUGCAUCGUUGACCCAUGGGCACGAGACAUAUUUCAGUUCAUCUUUGAUACGCUUAAAAGUGACAGCACCAACAGUAUUAGCCUGGUGAAGAAGGAAUUAUUCUGUUAUGUUUCUUGCGAAAAGGUAGAUAUAAAGAGUAGAUGGCGCCCCAAGACGGAGGAACAAAGGGAAAACCCGAAUGCCAAUAAAGGUUUUUUUUUUCAGGUUUGCUUUACGUUCCUUCACGAAAUAAAGAUUCUCCUCUGCUGCUACGCAUUUCUGAAUAUGUUCUUGCAAUACAACUGGACAGGGCCUCCACCCACCACGAGGGACAGCGAAAAGGAGAAAGUGCAAACAUCACAUGGAUGCCACGAAGACAAUCAUUUCUGCAAAUUCAUCCAAACGAUGAAAGUAAAAAAUGAAGAGUUUUUAAAUUCAUGUUUGGAAUUUUUAUCGCUUGAGGGGGAGACUACAUAUGCCCACUGUGAAGUGAUGAAUGCCUUCUGUUUAUCCGUAAUUUUGCUAGACCUAGUGAACAAUUUUAAUCAGACCGAUCAGCCGAUUAUGUGCUCAAAUGAGUACUGCUAUUUCGAGGAGGGGACACCGAACAGGGGGGGCAAAAAGUCUGAAGAUGGCAAUACUUCCACGCCGCAAAUCACGUGUGUGCCUGAGAAGGAACAGCCAGUCGGGGUGAACCAAAAAGAAGAGAAAAAAAAACAAUACAAUGAGACGAAGCUCUUACAUUUUGUUAGAAGCAAAUAUUUGUGGAAAGCCAGAAUCUACUUCAUAUGGCAGAGACUGUUUCCUUCAUCUAGUAACGACUGGUUUUAUUCCUUGAAAAUCCACGUAGUGGACAUUCCACUUAGGAUAUUUAAAAACGUGAAACUACUGACCAGCGAUUUUGAACUAAUUGAUCAAGAAAUAAAUGUCAUUGGACAAGUCCCAGAAAUUUUUGCCCAUUUGAGACAAAAUGAAAAGGACUUGCAAAAUUGCGACCUCUUUUGUGAAAAUUACAUGUCGCAAAAUUUUCAAAUUUGUGCAUUAUCUAACUUUUCCAUAUACUUGGCCUUCUACAAUUAUACUUAUGCCUACCAGAGGGUACUCGACGUUCUUGCGGAGAUGAGUCAGUUUAGCUAUUCCUUCACUGGAAGAAUGGGAAUAAAGAGAAAGUACCAGAAGAUACCUGCCACCAUUUUAGUGUUGAAGGCGAAGAGGGGACAGGAGGAGGACAAUACGUCUGUAAUUUUGAAAGAAAUAGAGCCUCUCAGUGAGUACGACAUAUUGAGGAGUGACUACCGAAUUAUUGAUCAUGAGAAGGGAGGAGAAGCGCUUCGUAGGUAUAGAGAUACCAAGCGUGGGGAUCCGCAUAAGGAGGAGAGUGAAAAUAGGGAAGACGACGCAGGUGAGGCAGCUCCAUUCAGUUUAGCCACUUCGCAGAAGGUGACUAUGGAGGAGCGCGGGGGGCAAGGAAACUGCUACAUUGGCGGAAAAGAAGUGGAUGAAAUAAGCCCAGAAGUAGAAAAUUUAGGGGGAGAACAUAUAAAUAAAAUGACUUCCAAAAAAAGGGAAGCACAAAAUGGGGAAGAGAUUGACCAAAAGGGCUUGAAGUUGAUUCCUCAUUAUGCCAGUCGCAUGGGGGAAGAAAAUUCCCCCGAAGGGUGCACCUCCACAGGAGGCAAAACGCUCAGCAACAUUGACACAGAUGAGUGCUCACCAAAUAGUGACCAACCGAGUAAAACAAAUCCAAACGGAAAAGUACUGUGGAAAUUAAAAGACCUCGACCCAGAUACAGACAUAUUAGAAGAACCAUACUUUAUGGAUUCACAAAAUAACUAUUUUAAAAUAUUAACAUUCGAUGAACAGAUAACCUUGAUCAACUUCUGCUAUUCCAUGAUUAGAUUCAAUCCACACUACGACGAAAUAAAAUUCGAGAAGUUAAGUGCAGUUAUAUCUAGGUGCCUCAAAUGCUAUGAUGUACAUGUGGAAUCGAGGGAGGAGGACCAAAAUGGGAUAACAACUAGAAACAACAAUUUGUUACAGAUAAAAUAUCAGAAUUGGCUACUGCACUCGUGUAUUCUAUGGUAUAAGUGCAAAUGUGAAACGUUUCGAUUGAAGACCGUAGAUAGGGCUGCUGCACAGCUAAAUGAGUUACUGAAAGAGACAUACAAUAUGGAACCACACGGGGGAGAAAGGGUAAAAUUCCUUUUCGAUGUGUACUAUCCAACCACUUGGGAACUGAAGAGAGAAAUAGGAAAUGUUAUGGUGAAAACGGGAUCCGUAGUGUCCGCUUUCAACCUUUUUAAGGAUUUGAAAUUAUGGGAAGAAGCCAUCACCUGUUUGAUUCAAGCAGAUAGAAAAGAAGAAGCAAAAGAGUUGCUAGAUCAUCUCCUACAAAGAAAAAGAACUCCCGCUUUGUUAUGUUUAUACGGAUUGGUUGACAGGAGUAAUGCCUUGAAUUAUUACAUAGAGGCAUGGAAGCUGUCAAAUUGUAAAUAUGCGAAAGCGGCCAGAUUUAUUGGGAAUUUUUACUACCGUAAGGAAAUGUACAUGCCGUGUUGUGAAUAUUUAGAAAAGGCUCUAGAAAUAUCUCCCCUUUUUCCAGACAUAUGGUUUAUCCUAGGUUGCUCGUACAUGAAAAUGGAAAAAAUCGAUGAAUCUGUAAAAGCAUUCACACGUAUGGUCAGCAUGACGAAUGAAGAUUCUGCAAAGGCUUAUGGAAAUUUGGCCUACCUGUAUUUGAAAAAAGGAAUAUACAAAGCUGCAAAGAUCUGUAUAAAUCAAGCUGUCAAGGUUGACAAUAAUGAGUGGAAAUAUUGGGAUACAUAUCUUAAAUUGUCCAUUAUGCAAAAUGACGUCGAUAGUUUCUGCUUGGCAAUGAUCACUUUAUGUCAAAAGAAUCAAGUCAAACAGAUACAGCCUUGGAUCUAUGAAUACAUCUCUGAUCUUAUUGUAAAUGACAAACCGACCCUAAUUCCGAAUAAAAAUGGAUUGAGUUAUCUGGACAAAGUUGUUACAACCAUGGGCACCAUAUCGGCUUACAUUUCUGAGUGUGACUCCUACUGGAACGCCUUUUCUUUUCUUCUCUUUGUAAAGGGCAGAUUCGUUGAGUCGUACGAGGCAAAAGUUAAGGAGAUACGCUCCUUAGAGAGUAUAGCACAAAAGUGCACCAUCAAAGAUGUAGUUGACAAGCUGAUUUCCAAACAAGUAGCCGCCGUCAAAUUCUUGUAUCAUGUUAUCAAGGCGCAUUACGUCGAGGAGAACACAGGAACCUUAGAAUACCAGUUAAGGCACAUUAUCGAGUCGAUUCUGAGGCAGUACAAGGACAUGAGUCAGCAGGAGGUAACUGAAUUGUCGCAAAUUAAGAAGAUUAUAAAAUGA
Messenger RNA from Plasmodium inui San Antonio 1, 3603 nucleotides. RefSeq lists its product as hypothetical. NCBI's taxonomy places the organism in Eukaryota, Apicomplexa, Aconoidasida, Haemosporida, Plasmodiidae. The coding region runs from base 1 to 3603 and encodes 1200 amino acids. The transcript is spliced from 3 exons. Gene Ontology annotation, molecular function: protein binding. The record is from RefSeq and is a predicted model, not a curated record.